UUUGCUUGCAAUCGGAAUCUCUCGGUACAAAAACAAAAAACAAUAAACAAUGAGCGGCUCGCAAUUAUUUCCCGUGAAUCUGAACAAUCUGACGGCCAAGGAGCGACACAACUAUAUCUUAAACAACUACGUGCUCAACUCCCCGGCGGAUGCGGAAUCCCGCCGCCACAAGCGGGACAUCGAUGUGAUCCGGGAGAACCACCGCUUUCUGUGGGAGGAUGAGGAGGUAGACACCGACUCCUUGAGCUGGGAGCAGCGUUUGGCCCUGCGCUACUACAAGAAGCUGUUCAAGGAGUACUGCAUAGCGGAUCUGUCGCGCUAUAAGGAGAACAAGAUAGCCCUGCGCUGGCGGACGGAGCAGGAGGUGGUCACCGGGACAGGACAGUUCCAGUGCGGCAGUCGGCACUGCGGGGAGCGCACGAAUCUGCGCAGCUGGGAGGUCAACUUCAAGUACAUCGAAAAGGGAGAGCCCCUGAAUGCGUUGGUUAAGGUGCGCCUUUGUCCCACGCACACGGACCAGCUGAACUACCGCACCAAGAAGAAGGAGUUCAAGAAGCAACGACGCCGGGAAAAGGAAGAACGCAGAGCUGAGCGUAAAAGAAAGCGUCGUAAAUUGGACGCCGAUCAGGAGAGUUCCACAGAUGGCGAAGCGGAGGAGGAGACGCCUCCCGAGUCCCAGCCAGAAACCAACAAGGAGCCCACAACAGAAGACACCACCACCACGGCGGACGAUCAGAUCUGGCUACAACAACCCGAUCUCGGCCAGGAGCAGACCUCUAGGGAGCAAGAAUUCGAACGCUAUCUGGAGGAUCUCCUCUUUUAAAAUACAUAGCACAUUUAUUUGGAUUCAACGUA
Drosophila elegans is the source of this 855-nucleotide messenger RNA. RefSeq names its product protein FRA10AC1 homolog. NCBI's taxonomy places the organism in Eukaryota, Metazoa, Arthropoda, Insecta, Diptera, Drosophilidae. The coding region runs from base 50 to 823 and encodes 257 amino acids. Gene Ontology annotation, molecular function: phosphatase activity. The record is from RefSeq and is a predicted model, not a curated record. Gene Ontology annotation, biological process: dephosphorylation. The transcript is spliced from 2 exons.